AUGUCCAAAAGUUACAGCGCUAAUCAGUUUGAAAAUGCUUUCGUCUCCACAAAAAUGCGAAAUUGGGAAGUACCAAAGAAAUGCAACGAAUCCAAUAUUGGAGUAUCACGAAAAGCGACUAAAAAACCGUUAGUACCGAUAAUUGAUGAUCGAUACCAUCUCUUACCGACUUACAAACAGCAGUCGGGCCAGGAUAGCAACAUCAGAAAGUUCAGCAACUUUGUAAGCACUUGGGAUAUGCCGAAAAAGUUGCCAAGUUACAAGAUGGACGUAAAAACCGGACGAGACGAGAGAGCGUAUGAACAGCUUCAAGAGGAGUACAAAGUAGCCAGAGAGAUUCUGAACGGCACUCGACCGCCAGAUAGCAUGCUACCUAAGAAGCUAAACGCUGGCAGUAGCAGCAGCAGCAGCAAGUACCGCAACGACAACAGCUGCGGUAAUGAAAAAACCGUCUCAAACAACAGCCAGUACACCAGUUAUUUUGAUAGUGACAUUAAAGAUACCUCAAUACCAUAUCAUGUCGAUGAUAGUCAACUGCAAGAUAACGCGCAGUUGUAUCAUGAUACUAAUGAUGAUUGCAAUGAUAUUAAUUAUUGA
Helobdella robusta is the source of this 597-nucleotide messenger RNA. RefSeq lists its product as hypothetical. The coding region runs from base 1 to 597 and encodes 198 amino acids. Gene Ontology annotation, biological process: cilium organization. NCBI's taxonomy places the organism in Eukaryota, Metazoa, Annelida, Clitellata, Rhynchobdellida, Glossiphoniidae. Gene Ontology annotation, cellular component: ciliary basal body. The record is from RefSeq and is a predicted model, not a curated record. The transcript is spliced from 5 exons.